Molecule: messenger RNA, 1314 nt
Organism: [Candida] anglica
Lineage: Eukaryota; Fungi; Ascomycota; Pichiomycetes; Serinales; Debaryomycetaceae
Source: the annotation of a GenBank genome assembly
AUGUCAUUCAGAAAGAGAAGUGAUAUUAUUGGCACCCCUGGAGCUCCUGGAAUCCUGCGUGGUGCCCCCCUUCCUGGUAGAGGGAUCCCUGGUGGAAUUCCUGGAGCAGUUCCAGGUAGAUCUUCCAUCAUUAUGGGAGGAGGUAGAAUUCUUUCUGGAUCUAGACCACCAGCAAAUACGGCAAAGGAAGAUGAAAUAACCAAGAUCUUACAACAUCCAGGUGUUAAGCCAUCACUCAUCACAUCUCGUCCUACAGUAUCCACGGGAUCUCUGGAUUUAGAUAAAAUACUUUUACAUCUGGGACUCCCAUUAGGAACUUCAUUACUUGUAGAAGAAUCAGGUACCACCGAUUUUGCAUCGAUUCUUCUCCGAGUUUUCGCUUCACAGGGGGUCAUGCACAAUCGACUCAACGACAAAAGAAAUAUCAAUACCCACGUGAUAGUGGUUGGUUUCCAACAAGAAUGGGCCAAGGAAUUACCAGGAUUGUACAAGGGAUCAUCCAAAGAACAAAAGAAGGCCAAGAUUGCCGCUAACGAGUCUAAAUUGAGUAUAUCAAACUUGUCCAAUUCCACUGCGGGAACAACUGCACGUUCAGAUAAAGAUUUAAAGAUUGCUUGGAGAUAUGGAUUAAAUAAGAAGCCAGAAGAUGCAGACGACACAGAAGUUUCAUCAGGAGGUGCCAAGGAUGACUACAAUCAUCAAUUUGAUAUAACUCAGCGGUUGGUACCAACUCCAGCAAGUCAAGAAGUGACGUUUGUCCCCGUCAAUGAUCAAUCAGAUCGUAUUAUCAAACAAAUAGAACUGAUUCUUGUAAACCAACUCAAGUCUGAUCUGUCGAAAGUUAUCCGUUUAGUGAUUCCAAACUUCCUUAAUCCUUCCAUAUACCCACCUACAUUUUCUUCACCUCAAGUAAUGAUGCCAUUCAUGCAUUCACUUCGGUCUCUUUUACGUAAAUAUCUGAAUAAUCUCGUGGCGAUUUCUUCCAUCUCACUUGAUUUAUAUCCAAAAGAUACCAAUCUGACAUUCAACCUUGAAACUUUGGCUGAUUCUGUCAUUCAAUUACAACCAUUUAACCAGGAAAUGUCUCAACUCAUAGAAAAGGCUUACAAAAACGAACCCGCAAAGAUUCAACAUGGGUUGGUACACAUUGUCAAGGUUCCGAUUUUAUCAGAAAGAGGAUUAAUGAUGGUCCAUGAUGGUGAAUAUGCCUUUAGAAACGGUAAAAAGAAGUUUGAAAUUGAACCAUGGGGUAUUCCAGUUGAUGACGAUUCUAAAGAUGAAGAGAAACAAACUACAAAGAAUAUCGAGUUUUAA